Molecule: messenger RNA, 2261 nt
Organism: Myripristis murdjan (pinecone soldierfish)
Lineage: Eukaryota; Metazoa; Chordata; Actinopteri; Holocentriformes; Holocentridae
Gene: pcolceb
Product: procollagen C-endopeptidase enhancer b
Exons: 9
Coding region: 123-2033 (636 amino acids)
Biological process (GO): proteolysis
Molecular function (GO): protein binding; collagen binding; peptidase activator activity
Source: RefSeq, a predicted model, not a curated record
CUUCCGAACUUUAUUCUCCACGCCUUCUGCUCUGCCUCUCCCUCCUCUCUCUCUCUCUCUUUCUCUCUCUCUCUCUUUUUCCUCUCUCCCGUCUUUUCUUGAUCUCAGAGGACAGCAGCGGGAUGGAGGUCAGGGUGUGUGUGUGGAGUGUGUGUGCCCUUGUCACUUUGACACUGGGAUGGACCAAGGCUCAAGAUCAGACCAACUAUACCAGGCCUGUGUUCCACUGUGGAGGCCACCUGGUGACGGACUCCGGCAUCGUGGCCAGCGAAGGCUUCCCCAGCCACUACAAACCCAACAGCAAAUGCACCUGGUACAUCACGGUCCCAGAGGGUUAUGUGGUCAUGCUGUCUUUCCGCCUCUUUGACAUGGAGGCUGACCCCACAUGUCGUUAUGACUAUCUGGAUGUCUACAACGGGCACUCAUACAUGGUGCAGAAGCUGGGCCGCUUCUGCGGGACGUUCCGGCCCGGGGCGCUCAUCUCCACCUCCAACACCAUGAUGCUGGAGAUGGUGUCGGACAGCAGCACCGGAGGGAGAGGCUUCCUGGCUUACUUCAGCGGCGGGAAGCCACAUGUGGAAGAGAACCAGUUCUGUGGAGGGCGGCUGACCAAGGCGCAGGGCUCAGUCAAGACACCCAACUGGCCCGAUUCGAAUUACCCAGCGGGCAUCAGCUGCUCCUGGCACAUCUCCGUAGAACCGAGCAAUGUGAUCGAGGUGAAGUUUGUGAAGCUGGAUUUGGAGGCAGACACCUACUGUCGCUACGACUACGUGGCAUUCUUUAACGGAGGGGAGCGGGACGACUCGCGGCGGAUUGGGAAAUACUGCGGAGAUACAGUGCCAGGAACCAUAGUGACGAAUGGGAACGAGCUUCUGGUCCAGUUUGUCUCUGACCUCAGCGUGACCUCCGAUGGCUUCAUGGCCCACUACAACAGCGUUCCCCGGGGGUCCCAGGCACCCACUGUUGGGGGUGACUUUGUCAACCGGGUCGAGGUCGACUUCACGUUGGCGAAACCAACCGCAAAGCCAAGCAAACCCAUCAAACCCAUCAAACCAACACCCAAGCCUAAGCCCAGCCUGCCACCCAAACCCACCUCCAAACCCACCACAAAGCCGACGGUAAGGAUACCGAUCAAACCUCCACCACGCAAACCCAUAAAAAAGCUGGUAGUGAAGCCCACCCCCAAGCCCAAACUAAUUAAACCAACUCGUAAACCGCUGGUGAAAAAAAUCCUACCCAAACCUAAAGUUAAACCAACGCUCAAGCCCAAGUUCAAGCCAAAACUCAAACCCACACCCAAGCCUGCGCUGAAGCCCAAAGUCAAGCCCACUCCAAAACCUGGAGCCAAGCCAGUGAAGCCGACCCCUAAGAUUGGAGUUACACCAACAGCCAAACCAACAGCCAAACCAACAAGCAAACCAACAAGCAAGCCAACAAUCAAACCGACAAGCAAGCCAACAAGCAAGCCAACAAAUAAACCAACAAACAAACCAACAAGUAAGCCAACAGCAAAACCAACAAGCAAGCCAACAAUCAAACCAACAUCCAAACCAACAAUCAAGCCAAAUCUGAAGCCUAAAGCGACAGCCAAACCGAGCCUAAGCAAGACAGUGACAAAGAAACCUCUUGUGGUCAAGAAACCUUCACCAGUCUUACCAGUGAACCCUCAGUGCACACCGGUGUGUAAGAGGACCGGCACCCUCCAAACCAGCUUCUGUCCUCAUGACUUUGUGAUUACGGGUAAGAUUAUUUCAUUGAGCCCUGUUUCGAGUGGCGGUGUACAAGUAGAGGUGGCCCUCAUUAAGGCCUAUAAGGCGGGACGUCUGAGCAUCACCAAGUCGGGGCCCGCCAUGUCAGUCACGCUGACCUCCGCCUGCAAGAAAUGCCCCAGCCUGAGCAAAGGACUGAACUACGUGUUGAUGGGGGAGGUGGACGCGCAGGGCAACGGUCUCCUCAGCCCGUCCAGCUUCACUCUCCUAUACAAGCCCGUCCACGGCAAAGCGCUGGCCAACCUCGCGCGUCAGCAGUGCUGACAUCACAGCCCAGUCCACCAAUCAGAAUGACAGCCCUGCCUCUCUCUCUCUCUUCCCCACAGAACUCAUAACUUCACAGAGGGAAUAUAUUAUUACUACUAUCCAAAUAUAAUUUUUUACAUGAUAAAUUACUGUUGUGAAAAGUAAUGAACCUUGUAUUUUGUAUGUAAAUUAUAUUUCUGUGAUAAAGGAUGCAACAUCAAUAAACCAGGUGACGCUGGAGCUUGA